Molecule: messenger RNA, 1500 nt
Organism: Brassica oleracea var. oleracea
Lineage: Eukaryota; Viridiplantae; Streptophyta; Magnoliopsida; Brassicales; Brassicaceae
Product: ATPase family AAA domain-containing protein 1-like
Exons: 5
Coding region: 75-1235 (386 amino acids)
Cellular component (GO): mitochondrial outer membrane
Molecular function (GO): ATP hydrolysis activity; ATP binding
Source: RefSeq, a predicted model, not a curated record
UUCAUAUCAAGUUAUACACUCGUCAAGAAUUAAGCCUGAUAUUCUUCAAAGGGUUUUUGCUUGAGAAAAGAGUUAUGAAGACAUCUUCAAGAAAGAGAGAUUCAAGUUUCUUAGAGCAACUGAUUCUCUACGUCGCAGGCGCUGCAUUGGCUAGCUUGUCUCUAUACGUCUGUGCCCGUCACUCCGACCCGAACCGUGACGCUUCUGACAAGGCCCUCAAGCGUAAGAGAGAAAUCGCCAAGCGUCUCGGUCGUCCUCUUAUCCAGACCAAUCAAUACGAGGAUGUAAUAGCUGGUGAUGUAAUAAACUCACGAAAGAUAGACGUGGAGUUUGAUUCUAUUGGAGGGUUAGAGUCAAAGAAGCAGUCUCUGUACGAGCUUGUGAUUCUACCGCUGAAAAGACCUGAGCUUUUCGCUUAUGGGAAGUUGCUUGGCCCUCAAAAGGGUGUGUUGCUGUAUGGUCCUCCUGGAACCGGGAAGACCAUGCUUGCUAAAGCUAUUGCGAAAGAAUCGGGAGCUGUUUUUAUAAAUGUGAGGGUCUCUAAUCUGAUGAGCAAGUGGUUUGGUGAUGCACAAAAACUUGUGGCUGCUGUGUUUAGCUUGGCGGAGAAACUCCAGCCUGCGAUUGUUUUUAUCGAUGAGGUGGAUAGCUUUCUUGGCCAGCGAAGGUCUACGGGUAAUGAGGCGAUGGCGAUUAUGAAGACGGAGUUUAUGGCUUUAUGGGAUGGGGUUGCUACAGACAAGAAUGCGAGGGUGAUGGUUCUUGGUGCGACAAACAGACCUUCCGAGCUGGAUGAAGCGAUAUUGAGGCGUUUUGCUCAGGCGUUUGAGAUAGGGAUGCCUGAUUGCAAGGAGAGAGCUGAGAUACUGAGAGUUGUUUUGAAAGGAGAGAGGGUGGAGGAGGGUAUUGACUUUGAUCUUGUAGCGAGGUUGUGUGAAGACUAUACCGGGUCAGAUAUCUUUGAGCUUUGCAAGAAAGCAGCUUACUUGCCAAUCAGAGAGAUACUAGAGGAGGAGAGAAAGGGCAGGAAAAUUCCGGUUCCUAGGGCAUUGACACAAAUGGACUUGGAGAAGGUGCUUGCUACCUCAAAGAAAACUCAGGUUGCUGCAAGCGAGUACUCUGAUUCAAGGUUGCAAGGUUCGGUUUGGAGAAGGCCAAAGGAUAGCGACGAGGUACAAGCAGUUAUUAAUGGCAUCUCAAGGCUUUUAGUCUCUGGGAUGAUAAAUCAGCAGUGACUAACAAAGCUCAGAAAGCUUAAUUUCAAGUUUAGUGGCGAUUGCAUUCAGCUUCUCCAACAGAGUAUCAUACCUUUUAUUCAUGUCAUUAGACUCCUCCUCAUCAUCAUUGUCGUUAUUAAACCAAUCUGUUACAAGACGCUCUUCUUAUUCUUCUCCAGCAUUGCCACCUUGAACAUUGUAGCGUUUGAUAACUCCAUCAAGGUCGCAAGCAAGUGAGCAACGCAGAAGUGGUUAUUCAUUUACCAUUUCUUGUCCCUCAAUU